AUGGCUCCUAAGCAAAAGAUCAUUAUCGAUACAGACCCAGGUGUCGAUGACAUCCUGGCUCUGCUUCUGGCUCUAAGUGCCAGUCCUGAAGAGCUUGAGGUUCUCAUGGUUUCUGUCACUUACGGCAAUGUUCCUCUUCAAAGCUGCCUUCGAAACGUUGUGUCUCUCUUCCAUGUUCUUGGAAAGGAACUCGAGUGGAGAAAGUCCUCUGGUAGGACUGAAGGCUACGAAGCCAUGAAGGCGAGCAAGCCUAUUGUCGCUGUCGGUCCGGAACAUGCUCUCUGCGACGAGGAGCUUAUGGCAGACUACUUCCACGGCGCCGAUGGCUUGCAUAACGUUCAUGAGGCUCAUCCCGACCUCUCUCCUUCGGAGACUUGGAGGGAGCUCUUCAAGGAGGGUGCAGCGGGUGCUCAAGACUACUCCCCCUUCUUCACCCCCUCCAAGGCUCCAGCCCACAAGGAGAUCCUUCGUCUGCUUAAGGAGAACCCCGUUGACACCAUCUCGAUCUUGGCUGUUGGGCCUCUGACCAAUGUGGCCAUGGCGGCUGCAGAGGACCCUGAGACAUUCCUCCGCGUGAAGGAGCUUGUGGUCAUGGGUGGAGCCGUGGAGUGCGAAGGUAAUGUAACUCCUGUCGCCGAGUUUAACUGCUACGCGGAUGCUGUGGCAGCCGCCCGGGUAUAUGCCUUGACGUCGUUCAACCCACGCUUCACGAUGCCGGCGGUGCCCCAGGAGCUCUCGACACUGCCACCUUACCCAGCCAAGCUCUCUCGACAGCUCAAGCUGACACUCUGCCCACUUGACAUCACAACUCCUCAUCUCAUUCACAAGAACUAUUUCGCGGAAAAUGUCAAGGCCCACGUCGAUGCUGGAAGCCCCCUCGCCCAGUGGGUGUCCCAUUUUGUCACUGGUGCAUUCCAAAAGAUCGAAGACAUGGAGGGAGAUGAAAAUGAGCCUGGUCUUUCUUUGCAUGAUCCCUUGACUGUCUGGUACAUGUUGACCCGGGAUGACCCCAAGUGGAAGACGCCUGAGAAGCUGGAGGAUAUCCGUGUCGAGACCAGCGGUCAGUGGACACGCGGCAUGCAUGUCGUUGACCGCAGGCUCAGGGUGAAGCCGGCCGAGGCUGCUAUCGCCCUCUCGGCGAACCCAGACGAAGACCCUCAUAUCCAGAUCCUCGACCAGGUUCCAGGUGACGACAUGUUUUGGUUGAGCGUGCGCAGGGGCAACCGUGUCAACCGUGUGAUUGACUCUCCCGGUCACGAUAUCUUCAAGGAGGUGCUGAUGCAGAGGAUCUUUGACUAG
Fusarium keratoplasticum is the source of this 1299-nucleotide messenger RNA. Its product is annotated as IU-nuc-hydro domain-containing protein. Gene Ontology annotation, molecular function: purine nucleosidase activity. Lineage: Eukaryota; Fungi; Ascomycota; Sordariomycetes; Hypocreales; Nectriaceae. The record is from RefSeq and is a predicted model, not a curated record. Gene Ontology annotation, biological process: purine nucleoside catabolic process. Gene Ontology annotation, cellular component: cytosol. Bases 1 to 1299 code for a protein of 432 amino acids. The transcript is spliced from 4 exons.